CCUCUACACUUUGGUGUAUGCUCCCUUAAAAGGGCCUUCGUGUGCGGGUUAUUUGUUAAAGUCGUGAGUUUAAAUUAAAUGAACAGUCUCACGAGGUGACUAUUCUUUUUAUUGAUACUGGAGUUAACUGGUUUAUCACUUGACAAUUAAAGCAAGUCACGUGCUAUCUACAUUCUACAAUAAAACAAAAAAAUGAAAUUCCAGAACGAAGUGAUGGGUAAGAAUUAAGAUUACGCAAUUAGAAUGUAACAGUCACAGAUCGUACAUUAUGGCUCACUGUACACCUCAAUACGUUCCCAGCCUCAUGAGGAUAUGUGUAUACCAUAACUAGCUCCUACACACUCGCUCCUUUACUCUCUACUAGCGUUCUUCGUGUAUGUUUGCAGAUUGUAUCUGUGGACUUUGCGACUAUUAGAUGUUACUUUGUUACGUACCCAGGGAGUAAUUUAUGUAUUAAUAAUAUUUUGAUUCGUAUUUGAUCAGACUGUUCCUGGUACUCCUGGUACUCCUCCUUCAGUGUAACCUGUAAAACUAGACUCAACACUCCAAUCAGAUACUACCCGAGACCACCAGACCAUGUUUCCGUACAAAAGUAUGUUCAGACUGUUAGUGACCCUCAGUGUCCUCAGUCUCACAGUUAUCUCCCUCCUCCUCGGUCUCCUUUCUCUCAUCACCCCCGCUGAUUACUACUCUGAUCCUGAUGCUCUAGAUAAAGCUAUAUUCUACGGUAACGCCCUGUUGAGUAGUGAGCUGUAUUAUGUGGACGAUGCCAAGUCUUUUAAGAGUAGGGUCUUGAAAGAAUUUGAGUAUAAAGAGAAAUUAGCUUUGUUGUCGGAUAACGAAGUGAAGCAACUGACAGAAAAAUAUUACAGAAAUAUUACAAUUCAGUGGAGUCAGCGGGACCUAUUACCGAAGUCAAAGCCCUUAUACGAUAUUCAGUGUUUAAGCUAUCUUGACAAGGACUACGAUGUGACAGUCUCCGUUAUAAUCGCAUAUAACAACGAACUAUCAGUGCUUCUCCUCAGAACUAUAACCACCGUCAUUCACAGAACUUUACCUAAAUACCUAAAGGAGAUAGUUCUGGUAGAUGAUAACAGUUCGUUAAAUAUAACAGAGGAGGUAUUAGACUAUGCAGCAGAUCACCGCAUUCCGAUUAGAUACCUCCGUAACAAUGUGAGAAGAGGUAUUGCUGGCUCCAGAAUGAGAGGCGUGAGGGAGGCUGCUGGGGAUGUUGUGGUUAUACUUGACAGUCACAUGGAGGUUAAUGAUGUGUGGUUGGAACCUCUACUAAGUGUCAUCACAACCCGCCCCAAAUCAAUUGUCGCCCCAAUGUUACACAUGAUACAGGAGACUCAAUAUGAGGAGUAUGGUGAUCUGUUACCUAGCCCUUACGGAGUACAGCCUCAGAAAGGUGUGGGUAUCAUUAGUAUGUAUCCAUAUUCCGGGGAUAGUGACCCAGAUCGCAACAGAUGGGACCCGUUCCCUUCUCCUGCAGUCAUGGGAGGGGGUCUGGCUGCUUUCAAGUCUACUUUGUUAGAGUACUAUCCCGGUAGUAUCCAGGGUAAAUCGUGGGGAGUUGAAAACACGAGGCUGUCUUACAGGAUAUGGAUGUGUGCUGAAGGUGCAUGGGUAGCUCCAUGUAGUCAGGUACUUCACCCUAACAGUUUUGACUGGAACCUGAACCGGUACUUCCAUAACAAAUCACAGGACUUAUUUCCCAAGCUCGUCUACGAAAGUGCUGCUGAACUGAUGAACUUUUCUGAACUUGACAUAGAAAAAGAGAAGAUAAUCAGCAAGCUAACGUCUGAUGAACAAUACCAGAAGUUGAUGUGGGAUAUGUCAGAUGAGAUAAGAUCAGGGUUUAACCCCGAUAAACACAAAUGUAGGAACUAUGAGUGGUAUAAGAAGGAAAUUAUGGUUGAUUAUGUUUCCUGGGAGGCUGAUCAGUUUGAUUUUGUUGGAGAGGUAAAGUCAGUGUACGACAACAAACUAUGUCUAGAACAUGACAAUGAUAGGGUAGUUAUACUGUACCCUUGUAGAGUUAAAACUCCAGAUGUAGGCGAUAACCAUGUCCACGGUUUCACUAAGAAUCAUAACGUUAGAAACGGUUACAGGGAUGGUCUAUGUUGGGAUACUGCAGGAUCGAGCGAAGAGAAGGGUGUCAUCAAGAUGUUCCAAUGUCAUGUAAAGUCAGCUUUUGAGGAGGAGGGCUUUGGCUCGCAGAAGAUUAUAUAUGACGAGACUUCGGCUCAGAUAGUUCAUCCUGAUACAAAGAGGUGUUUGGAGUUAAUCGAUCAUACGACUGUUUGGUUGAUGAAGUGUGAUAAAUCUAAGCUUGAACAGCGCUGGGAAAUAGAUAUAAGCCCCUGGUUCUAGAAAGUUCUAGAAAUAAGGCACUUGUUUUUUUGAUCCUUCAUUUGUUGGAGGAUAAGCAAUUGAAAUUCUCUCGAUGAUAAUUUAGCCUGUUUAUGCGUUCAUCGGUGAUUUGUUUUUCACUAUAGUAUUUAACUAUUGAUGAUUUGAUCACCGUGGAUAUUUUAAUAAUUCAUUAGUAUUUAAUUUUAACUGUAGAUGAAAAUUUGCAAAUAACAUU
Bolinopsis microptera is the source of this 2593-nucleotide messenger RNA. Its product is annotated as inactive polypeptide N-acetylgalactosaminyltransferase-like protein 5. The coding region runs from base 577 to 2376 and encodes 599 amino acids. Gene Ontology annotation, cellular component: Golgi apparatus. Gene Ontology annotation, biological process: protein O-linked glycosylation. NCBI's taxonomy places the organism in Eukaryota, Metazoa, Ctenophora, Tentaculata, Lobata, Bolinopsidae. The transcript is spliced from 3 exons. The record is from RefSeq and is a predicted model, not a curated record. Gene Ontology annotation, molecular function: polypeptide N-acetylgalactosaminyltransferase activity.